AUGGAAGAUAAAGUGAAUGUGCUGCAAAUCAAUCGGAAAAUUCAAUUAAAUCUAGCUUUGAAGAAGUAUCAAAAAUCAGAAGAAGAUUUAGAUGAAUGUGUUAGCGUUAUGAAAAAUUGGAUAAUAACAGAAAAAUGUUUUCCCGAAUUCCCCGACGAACGCGUUUUGAUAAACUUUUUGUUAAUGAACAAAUUCGACAUACAAAACACGAAACAAAAAUUGCAGAUGUAUUAUUCCAUUAGGGAGAUUUUACCGGAAUUUUUCAAAAACAAACACCCCGAUUCCGCUCACAUGCGCGAAGUUGCGGAAAAAAUGUGCUACAUUCCUCUACCCAAAUUGACUGAUGAGGGUUACAGGGUGGCAAUUGUGAAAUUCGUAGACGAUAAUCCCAGGAAUUUUCGAGUGUACGAUUUUUUUGCACACACCUACAAUGUAACAGAAAUAAGAUUGCACGAAGACGUAACUGCUGGAGAUAUACUCGUUUACGAUUUGGGGAAUUUGAAAGUCGGCCAUUUUUUCAAAUUAACCCCAGUGGUUUUGAAGAAAACCUCCGUAAUUUUAGAAAAAGUUUACAGCAACAGAGUGAAGCAAAUUCAUAUUUUAAACAGCCCCAAGUACGCAGCUACUACCAUAUCUCUCACUAAGCAAAUCAUGAAACCGAAAAUGGCGGCCAGGAUUCACGUUCACAAGCGAACUAAAACAAUUUCCGAGCACAUUUCGCUCGGAAUUCUGCCGCGGGAUUACGGUGGAGAAGAAAAAUCAUUAGCAGAACUUAAUAAAUUAUGGCUGAAAAAGUUGGCGGAGUAUAAAGGAAGAUUCGAUGCUUUGGACUCGAUGAAUGUAGCAGAUGUCCGCGACAAUUCCGAACGGUUAACGAACGACGAAAUUUUAGGAUUCCACGGAGAUUUCCGAAAAUUAGACGUUGACUAA
Phyllotreta striolata is the source of this 930-nucleotide messenger RNA. The record is from the annotation of a GenBank genome assembly. NCBI's taxonomy places the organism in Eukaryota, Metazoa, Arthropoda, Insecta, Coleoptera, Chrysomelidae.